CUGCCCACAACCCCCAGAAGGCCGCGCGCGCCACUGGCAGUUCGGCCGCUUCCCCUUGGCGGGCUGGGUGCGGCCAUGGAGGGCCAGCCGCCCCCGCUGGAGGAUCGGCGGCGGCUGCAGGAGGAGCUGAGCGAGUUCGUGGAGAGCUGCUGCCGGACGCUGCAGGAGGUCACGUCGUCCCUGGGCUGGAGCCUGGAUCGGCUGGACCCCGGGGAGGCGGCGGCGGCCNAGGAUGAAGUUGUGGUAUGUCCUUAUGAUUUCAAUCAUCACAUGCCUAAAUCAUCUUUAGCAAAGCACAUGGUAUCAUGUAGAUUGAGGAAACUGGGCUACACCAAAGAAGAAGAGGAUAAAAUGUAUAAUUCUGAAUUUUUCUAUGAGAAUCUGAAGAUACCUUCAAUCACUUUGAAUAAGGACUCACAAUUCCAGAUAAUUAAACAAGCUAGAACUGCAGUUGGAAAAGAUGGUGACUAUUAUAAUCAAAGGAUUUAUUCUUCAUUACCUGUCGAAGUUCCUCUGAAUCACAAACGAUUUGUUUGUGAUCUGACCCAAGCUGAUCGUCUUGCUCUCUAUGAUUUUGUAAUUGAGGAGACAAAGAAAAAGCGCUCUGAUUCUCAAAUUAUCGAAAAUGACAGUGAUCUCUUUGUAGACUUGGCUGCAAAAGUCAAUCAAGAUAAUAGUCGAAAAAGUCCAAAAUCUUACCUUGAAAUCUUGGCAGAAGUGAGGGAUUAUAAAAGAAGACGUCAAUCCUAUAGAGCUAAGAAUGUUCACAUAACCAAGAAAUCAUACACUGAGGUGAUUCGGGAUGUGAUAAAUGUGCACAUGGAAGAACUCAGUAAUAAUUGGCAAGAAGAGCAGGAAAAAGCAGAGGAUGAUGCUGAAAAGAGAGAAGAAAGGCGAUCAGCUUCAGUAGAUUCACGGCAGUCUGGUGGAAGCUAUUUGGAUGCUGAGUGUUCACGGCAUAGAAGGGAUCGGAGUAGGAGCCCACAUAAACGAAAAAGAAAUAAAGAUAAAGAUAAAAAUUGUGACUCAAGAAGGAGGAAAGAGAGGUAAGUCUAACAUUGUAUCGUCCAACAGUGAAUUGUUUUCCUUAAGGUAGAGUUUCUUAAGUAAUGUGUAGGUAGACAGUUAAUCAUGUUAAAAGGUGUUUGCUUUUUUCCCUGCU
This is a messenger RNA of Myotis davidii, 1162 nucleotides long. RefSeq names its product small nuclear ribonucleoprotein, U11/U12 48KDa subunit (gene SNRNP48). Bases 76 to 1050 code for a protein of 324 amino acids. The record is from RefSeq and is a predicted model, not a curated record. Gene Ontology annotation, cellular component: nucleoplasm; U12-type spliceosomal complex; cytosol. Lineage: Eukaryota; Metazoa; Chordata; Mammalia; Chiroptera; Vespertilionidae. The transcript has 8 exons.